GAAAUAAAGUUUUAAAAAAUUCAAACGAAUAGAAAAAUUUGAUGAUAAUAAUUAAAAUUAUUUAAACACAAUUUAAGUAAAAUUAUUUUUUUGCAACUAAAACGUAAGACGUGUUUUUAUUAACAACAUUGGCAAUUUAUUUCCAACACAUUGUGGUUUUUAAAAGAAAAAAUUAUAUAGUAAAUAAUAUAUAAAUAUUAUAUAUUGUCUAUAUAAUCUGUAUUAAAUAUAUAAGAAAUAUUACUAUUAUUAUUAUCAUCAUCAUCAGACAACAAACAACUAAGAAAUAAACAACAUGUUGUCAACCACAACUGCUGCUACUAUAUCAUCCAAUAUGAAUAACAAUAAAACAACCAGAACAACAACUUCAACUAAAAUGAUGAUGAUGACCAAAUGUCAUCGUCCACAACGUUGUCAAAUAGAAUACCAUAACGGUAGAUCAUCGUUGCCAUCAUCAUCAUCAUUGUUAUUAUCAUCAUCAUUAUUGUCGUUGUCAUUAUCAAAAUCAUCACCAUUAUCAUCCUUUUAUGGCCUUAACAAAUGGCUUUGGACUGCUGUACUAUUUGGAUUAUUAAUAGUAACUGCUAGUGCUAUAGAUGAGGUAAUUUGUAACACAAUGUUAAAAACAGAUAAGUAACUAAGUAAAACUAAUUUGAGGCAAUUAUAUGAUGGCAAAUAUAAGCUCUGGUCUCAACAUGUUUAAUAAGCCCUUAAAGAGACUAAAGAUCGAAAACAACUUAAUGUAUAUUUUGAGGGACAACUCCUCUAGUGAGCCUACCUUCCCCAUAUUUAAUAGAAACAUUUUUCAAACGCCUCUCCAGAGCCCAAAUCAUUUUGUGCGUUUAUGGUAAAUUACAUUUUCUUUCCAUCUAUAUUUAUAAGGAUUUUUGUUUGUGCAGUUUUUCCUUUUAUUUAUAACCAUCAUCGUAUUCUUUCUUGUUUUUUUUUUCCUUUUGCGCUGUUUAUUUGUCUCGAGGCGUCAAAAUAUAGAUGAGGGUCAUAU
Messenger RNA from Lucilia cuprina (Australian sheep blowfly), 1003 nucleotides. RefSeq lists its product as uncharacterized. The transcript has 2 exons. The coding region runs from base 296 to 637 and encodes 113 amino acids. The record is from RefSeq and is a predicted model, not a curated record. NCBI's taxonomy places the organism in Eukaryota, Metazoa, Arthropoda, Insecta, Diptera, Calliphoridae.